Glycine soja is the source of this 1370-nucleotide messenger RNA. Its product is annotated as protein ANTHESIS POMOTING FACTOR 1-like. Gene Ontology annotation, molecular function: protein binding; chromatin binding. Bases 83 to 1126 code for a protein of 347 amino acids. The transcript is spliced from 11 exons. The record is from RefSeq and is a predicted model, not a curated record. Lineage: Eukaryota; Viridiplantae; Streptophyta; Magnoliopsida; Fabales; Fabaceae. Gene Ontology annotation, cellular component: Set1C/COMPASS complex.
GAAAACAACAGUGAAAAAGCAUCGGCGGAUUUUUCUGCUCUCUUACUUUCUUUCCACUCUGCUGCUACUUUGCUCCGCCAGCAUGACGACGGCGUCGUUUACGGAGCUUGACGACGAUUUGGUUCGAAGCAUGUCCAUAGGAGCCGUCUUCUCCGACUUCGGUGGGAUGAUACAUUCGAUUGAUUUCCAUCGAAAGGAUGAUUUACUUGUCACGUCUAGUGGGGAUGACUCGGUGCGACUUUACGACAUUGCUAAUGCUAAGUUAUUGAAGACCACUUCUAAUAAGAAACAUGGUACUGAUCGUAUAUGUUUUACUCAUCAUCCAAGCUCUGUUAUAUGCUCUUCAAAGUACAAUUUGGAGUCUACUGGAGAAUCAUUGCAGUAUUUAUCAAUGUAUGAUAAUCGCUGCCUACGAUACUUCAAAGGGCAUAAACAGAGAGUUGUUUCUCUCUGCAUGUCUCCAAUCAAUGAUAGCUUCAUGUCUGGUUCUCUAGACCACAGUGUUAGGAUAUGGGAUCUUCGGGUAAAUGCUUGCCAGGGCAUCUUACGUCUACGUGGUAGACCUGCUAUUGCCUAUGACCAACAAGGCCUGGUCUUUGCUGUAGCAAUGGAAGGGGGAGCUAUUAAAUUGUUUGAUUCUCGUUCUUAUGACAAGGGUCCCUUUGACACCUUUCUAGUUGGUGGUGACACAGCCGAAGUUUGUGAUAUCAAAUUCAGUAAUGACGGAAAAUCAAUGCUUCUGACUACUACUAAUAACAAUAUUUAUGUUCUUGAUGCAUAUGGAGGAGACAAGCGUUGUGGAUUUAGUUUGGAACCAUCUCCUGGUACCCCAAUAGAGGCUACAUUUACCCAAGAUGGGAAGUACUUGGUGGCAGGAUCUGGAAGCGGAACCAUGCAAGCUUGGAGUAUUGAGAUGAAAAAUGAGUUACCAUCGACUGGGGAUUCCAAUUCCAGCUACCACCAUUUGGUGGCAUGUUGGACCAGCCAUAUUGGUGUUCCUUCGUGCUUGAAGUGGGCCCCUCACAAGGCCAUGUUCGCUGCAGCUUCAAGUGUUCUCACGUUUUGGAUACCCAAUAAUGAUUCAAAGCUAAAUAAUGGUGGCACAGAUGCUGAAGCUGGACCUUAACCCCAACAUUGAAUUAAAUAUGCUCUUCCUGUCCCAGCCCAGCCACAACUUUGUUUUUGUUGUUGUAUCAAGAAUUUAACUAACGCACUUCAGAAAAAAAAAAUUGACUAACUUGGGAAUUUGGUAAGCUACAUAGUUUUGAUACAUUUCUUGAAAAUUUUGAUGAUGCUCCAGGAUGUUUGUCAAUUCAAUUCAAUUGUAAAUCCCAUCACCGAAUGCAAUUUAUGUUGAAGUUUUAGCUACA